GAUAGAAACAUUUACAUUGCAACUAGAAACCAGAGAGGUUCAAUUAAGUUUGAUUCAAAUUCGAACAAAGAACGUACACCACCUCCGCCAUCAUGAAAAUCGCCGUGUGUUUUGCAGCUUUAUUUGUUAUCAGCUUUGCAGCGCCAAUCUAUGAAGGCGACGAAAAUAAGGUGGUAGAAGAAGCAACAGCUACGGGAGAGGUGAAUGCUGUAUCUGUACGUGAAAGAGAAGUAGAAAAACAGUUGGGAGAUCUAACGGUGGCAGAAGAAAACCGUGAAGUAGACGAAUUGGAGGAUCUAGAAGUCGAAGAUCAGUCCGACGUUAAAGAUGAUGCCAGAGAGCAGUCCGACGUUGAGGAUGAUGCCGAAGAUCAGGCCGACGUUGAGGAUGAUGCUGAAGAUCAGGGCGACGUUGAGGAUGAUGCCGAAGAUCAGGCCGACGUUGAGGAUGAUGCUGAAGAUCAGGCCGACGUUGAGGAUGAUGCGGAAGAUCAGGCCAACGUUGAGGAUGAUGCCGAAGAUCAGGCCGACGUUGAGGAUGAUGCCGAAGAUCAGGCCGACGUUGAGGAUGAUGCCGAAGAUAAGGCCGACGUUGAGGAUGAUGCCAGAGAUCAAUCCGACGUUGAGGAUGAUGCCAGAGAUCAAUCCGACGUUGAGGAUGAUGCCAGAGAUCAAUCCGACGUUGAGGAUGAUGCCGAAGAUCAGUCCGACGCUGAGGAUGAUGCCGAAGAUCAGUCCGACGCUGAGGAUGAUGCCGAAGAUCAGUCCGACGUUGAGGAUGAUGCCGAAGAUCAGUCCGACGUUGAGGAUGAUGCCGAAGAUCAGUCCGACGUUGAGGAUGAUGCCGAAGAUCAGUCCAACGUUGAGGAUGAUGCCGAAGAUCAGUCCAACGUUAAAGACGGUGCCGAAGAUCAGUCCAACGUUGAAGACGGUGCCGAAGAUCAGUUGGACGUUGAGAACGAUGUUGAAAAUCAUUCUGAAGGUAACUAUAACAAUAAGUACGACGCUUUAGAAGAUAAUUCUGAAAAUCUCCACACGCAAGGUAACUCUGACGCACAUGAUACAGGCGAUGUGUUGGAAGAUGAAUCCGACAGAUCCGAUACAGAAUUCGAGAAAUCAAAUGAUGACACUAACGAUAAGAUCGACAAUGAAUCAGUAGUCGUCAACAAGGACGAGGGACAGGUGGAGGACACAGAAGAGGAAUCCAGCUUAGAUAUGGACUUAGUAUGGCCACAAUAGGUUGGAGUGUAACUUCUCUCUUAAAUUUAUGUUAUUAGUUCAGUCUUAAAUAAUACAAAAAAUUUGUAUAAA
Hydractinia symbiolongicarpus is the source of this 1310-nucleotide messenger RNA. Its product is annotated as germ cell nuclear acidic protein-like. The transcript is spliced from 2 exons. The coding region runs from base 93 to 1238 and encodes 381 amino acids. The record is from RefSeq and is a predicted model, not a curated record. Lineage: Eukaryota; Metazoa; Cnidaria; Hydrozoa; Anthoathecata; Hydractiniidae.